Molecule: messenger RNA, 469 nt
Organism: Bipolaris sorokiniana ND90Pr
Lineage: Eukaryota; Fungi; Ascomycota; Dothideomycetes; Pleosporales; Pleosporaceae
Exons: 4
Coding region: 1-450 (149 amino acids)
Source: RefSeq, a predicted model, not a curated record
AUGGAUGUAUUGCUUUUGGGACUAUUAAGCUUGCCAGACGGCUACAGUUAUGUGCAAUUUGCCCCUGUUGCUUAUAUCGUCAAACUUAACAUCGAACUUUCGAUAGCGGUUCUAAUUUCAAAAGUUAUGCGCAGUAGUUCUGACAAACGUGAUGGACGGUAUGCUGAAGGAAACCAUACACUGAACAGCACCCAUAUCACGAACCGCUCCACCUCUAGUACGAAAGUGAAUGCUCACGGUGAGACCGCAAGCACUAAUUGGCCCACAUCUCAUCAUAAGCAAGAUCAGCAUCAGGGCAUUGUGACAAUGGUGACAACUUCGGAGGUUCCCGAGGAUAACUGUAUAGACGAUAAUUCUGAAGAGGGUAUACUUAGGACAGUGACGAUGGCGGUAAGAUCUGACUAUAGAGAAGAUAUUGAGGGUAGAGAGGACUAUAGUUGUAAAGUGUAGGAUAGUUAAUAGACUGGGG